AUGAGUUCCUACCAGCAGAAGCAAUCCUUUACCCUACCCCCUCAUCUUCAACAGCAGCAGGUGAAGCAACCCUGCCAGCCUCCACCUCAAGAACCGUUUGUUCCCAUAACCAAGGAGCCAUGCCACCCAAAGUUUCCACAACCUGGGAACACCAAAGUCCCUGAGCCAGGCUGCACCAAGGUCCCUGAACCAGGCUGCACCAAGGUCCCUGAGCCAGGCUAUACCAAUGACCCUGAGCCGGGCUACACCAAGGUCCCUGAACCAGGCUACACCAAGGUCCCCGAGCCAGGCUACACCAAGGUCCCCAAGCCAGGCUACACCAAGGUCCCCGAGCCAGGCUACACCAAGGUCCCCGAGCCAGGCUACACCAAGGUCCCUGAGCCAGGCUACACCAAGGUCCCUGAGCCAGGCUACACCAAGGUCCCUGAGCCAGGCUACACCAAGGUUCCAGAGCCAUACCCUUCAACAGUCACUCCAGGCACAACCCAGCAGAAGACCAAGCAGAAGUGA
Molecule: messenger RNA, 510 nt
Organism: Carlito syrichta (Philippine tarsier)
Lineage: Eukaryota; Metazoa; Chordata; Mammalia; Primates; Tarsiidae
Gene: SPRR3
Product: small proline rich protein 3
Exons: 3
Coding region: 1-510 (169 amino acids)
Source: RefSeq, a predicted model, not a curated record